AUGAAGGGGAAUCUCAGUUCCCUACAGCUUGAUGCCUCACAAUUGAUUGGGGAGGAGUUUAUUGAGUGCUGGGACAGCAUAUUAAAGAAGUAUGAGAAGCAUGUGAACUCUCAAGAAAUAAGAAACAGUGCGGUGUUUGAAGGAACUAUUACUGACCCUACAACUAUGGUGGGAAGUCUCCAAGCUCAGGUGCAGGAGUAUAGGGCUGCCCAGAUGUCAGCCAAACCAUUGAUUAACGAGCUGCCCCGUCGGCCAGAUCAUGCUCAAAGUGUGCCUAAUUCGUGGACUAAGCCGACACAUGGCUGGGUCAAGGCUAAUUGUGACGGAGCUUGGUUGCAGCAGACGCAAAGGGGUGGGGCUGGCAGGGGUGUAGGCGGAUUAUGGGGUAGUAUGGCCUUGAUGAUGGAGGCGGAGGCUAUAAGAGAAGCCUUGCUUGCUUGCAUCAAGGGUCGAUUGUUAUGUGUGGAUAUUGGAUUUGACUCAUUGCAAUUGAUCCAAAUGCUCAGAGGUGAGCGUCAAGUAGAUGUUGCAGUGGAGGCUAUGGAUUAA
Prunus armeniaca (apricot) is the source of this 549-nucleotide messenger RNA. Lineage: Eukaryota; Viridiplantae; Streptophyta; Magnoliopsida; Rosales; Rosaceae. The record is from the annotation of a GenBank genome assembly.